Schizosaccharomyces osmophilus is the source of this 1311-nucleotide messenger RNA. RefSeq names its product membrane associated protein Pal1 (gene pal1). The record is from RefSeq and is a predicted model, not a curated record. Lineage: Eukaryota; Fungi; Ascomycota; Schizosaccharomycetes; Schizosaccharomycetales; Schizosaccharomycetaceae. The transcript has 2 exons. Gene Ontology annotation, cellular component: cytoplasm. The coding region runs from base 1 to 1311 and encodes 436 amino acids.
AUGAUGGCGACUGAGAAUCCGUUCUUAAGGAAUGCAAAUGUGGGACAAUCGUCCGCUGAAGAGGUGCCUGCUGGUUCAUCAAACAUGGAUACUUACAACAGCAAGAAUCCUUUCUUGUCGCCAAACUUGGUUAGAACGAAUGAUCCUUAUAUGGAGUCUUUGGCAGAUGAUUUGUUCAGUAGUUUGCAAAAAAAUUCGGUGCGUUCACCGGUAUCUACCGAAUCCUCUAGCCCCGUUAAAACAAGCCAUGAUCUUUUAGAAUUUCGUCCUAAUUCAUCUCUGAGCACAGCUCGACCUCUAUCUUCUAUGAGUACUGACCGACCUCCGUCAUACCGAUUAUCACGUGCUCGUAGCACUCAUGUAGGAUCCUCCAGUGGCCGCUACCGGUCUCCUUCCAAAACUGACUCCUCUCCAUCUAAUCAAUCCGGUUACUCCCCUGUCAAGGGUAAAAUUCGUCGACACAAGACGGUUCGUGAAGGUCAGCGAAAUAAGAAUAUCACGAAGGAACCGUUAGAUCAAAUUGAUCGUUUAGAUGUAACAGGAAUAUACGGUUCAGGAAGUUUCCAUCAUGACGGUCCUUUUGAUGCUUGCCGACCUCACCGCAAUCGUAACGUGAAAAAAGCUCCAGUGGCUGCUUUUCCAAAAGACAGUAUUGCUAACUCUAUUCCAAAAGUGGGUAAUAACUUUCAUGACCCCUCUGCUCCAAAGGAUUUCAGUAGAAAGGCUAUCCACGAUAACCUUCGUACGAAAGCCAUUCUUCAAUCUCCGUUUAGUACUAUGACUUAUGACGAAGAAAAUCCGGUUCCUGCCGGUAGCACUGAUGCUCCCGGUUUAACAGAUUCAACUCGAAUUGAAGGUGCCCUUGCUUCUAAACGCGCAAUAGCUCGCAAUGAAGAAUUGCAGGCCAUGGAAAGAGCUGGUCUCCACAGAAAGAAUUCUUUAAUGCGACGACUCAAUCUCGGGCGUACCGGCAACCUCUCUCGUUCCUCUACUUUACCCAGUAAUUACCGUUCAAGGUCUGCUCUGGAUGUCCGUAAAUCCCCGCUAGCGUCGCCUCAAGCUUUGAAACCUAUAUCCAAUGUUGACGAGUAUGGAAGUGAUGAUAGUAUUUCCCAAUCACGAGACUCUCAGAUAACACCCUCAUCGAAGAAGGCACCUCCCCCACCAAAGAGAAGAAAUGGUGGCUUAAACACACGCCCUUACCCAGUUCAUACCCAGUCACAAACAUCUCUUCCCUUGACUGCCAAAGAACAAUCGAAACCCAAAAAAAUGAACUUGUUCCGAAGACUAUUCAGCAGACGAAAGUCUUAA